This is a messenger RNA of Nerophis lumbriciformis (worm pipefish), 1050 nucleotides long. NCBI's taxonomy places the organism in Eukaryota, Metazoa, Chordata, Actinopteri, Syngnathiformes, Syngnathidae. The record is from RefSeq and is a predicted model, not a curated record.
AUGAGGAGUGGAGUGGGUCUGUGUAUGAUGGUCUUGCUGGGCUUCGUUUUUAGCCAGGAUGCCCAACCAGGAGUUCACAUCUUUUGCGAUGACCCGUCUGUUGAGACGGCGGUGACAAGUGCGUUACACUUUUUCAACGACAAGUUGAGCACGACCUACAAGCUGGCCCUCUUUCAGAUAUUGAAAGCCACCAAGUCAGAGAACGGCUCCGAGUCUUUCUACUCACUGCAGUUUUCCAGCAGGAUAAGUGACUGUCUGGUCGGAAGUCCCAAACCCUGGACAGACUGCAAUUAUCACCCUCAUGGGCGUAAAGUGCCGAUCUCAUGUGUUGCCACGGUUAUCGUAAAAGACGCCGUAACAGACACUAAACAUGUGGACUGUCCAUUUGAUGACCAUAUUGUGCCCGAAAGAGCUUCCUGUCUGGGCUGUCCGAUGGUGAUUGAUGAAAACUCAGAGGACCUUAAAGUUCCUCUAUCAGUCUCCAUCUCAAAGUACAACUCGAUCUCAAACUCGACACACCUGUUUAAUCUUAACAAUAUUGGACACGCAACAAGACAGGUGGUGGCUGGGUUCCGGUUCAAAUUGAGAUUUGACAUGAGGAAGACCAUCUGUGCCAAGGCUGAACACGCCGAACUCAGUGACCUGUGUGUGCACAAUGAUGAAGAAAUGGAGUUCAUUAGCUGUAAUUCCACAGUGGAUGUAGCACCGUGGAGACUUGUGCCUCCUCAGGCCAACAUCGAGUGUGAAGAUGGUCCUCUGCCUCCUCAGGUGUUUGGACACGCGCCAGUUCCAAGACGACUGCCUCCCGGCUGGACUCCCUUCAGGGCUGAGAUUCAUCCAGCCAGCUCAUUGUUAUUAAAAGGCAAAGAGGAGUCAUCCGAAGAGGACACGACAGCCACACCUCCCAUUACUGCGAAUGACAGCCCCUUCCAUUGUCCGUCCAAGCCCUGGAAGAAAUUCCACCCUGCCCAUCCUGUUGCUUCCACACUGGAUGGCAUUCCACCAGCCCCCACAAACAGGCCUCUCCGUGAUGAAGACCUUCUGGCAUGA